UGCUGACCGCACUAGUUCUUCAGACACCUCCGCGUAUUGUUCACCGCGCUUCACUCAAACAUGGCACCAGACUUUUCCAAGAACGCAGUGGAGAGCCCGGAGCCCUGCAAAGCUGAAGUAAAAGGGAGUAUUCCCAGUUGGCUGCAAGGCACGCUGCUGCGCAACGGUCCCGGCAUCUUCUCUGUGGGGGACACCAGCUACGACCACUGGUUUGAUGGGAUGGCUAUAAUGAACAGCUUCGUCUUUAAAGAUGGUGAAGUGACCCACAGAAGCAGAUUCCUCAAGAGUGACACCUACGAAGCAAACAUGGCUGCAAACAGGAUAGUUGUGUCUGAAAUGGGUACAAUGGCCUACCCAGACCCAAGCAAGAAUUUCAUUGUCAAGGCAAUCACCUUUCUCAACCACACAGUGCCUGACUUCACUGACAAUGGUGCAAGCAAUUUCAUUAAAUACGGAAAGGACUAUUACGCCACCUCUGAAACAAAUUACAUCCGCAAGAUUGACCCUGUGACGCUGGAAACACAGGACAAGGUGGACUACAUGAAGUACCUGCCAGUAAACUUGGUCUCAUCCCACCCGCACUACGACAAAGAGGGCAACGCCUACAACAUCGGAACUUCAGUGGCAGAGAAGGGCAAGACUAAAUACAUACUGUUCAAAGUCCCUGUUUCCUCAGAGAAAG
Molecule: messenger RNA, 682 nt
Organism: Plectropomus leopardus (leopard coralgrouper)
Lineage: Eukaryota; Metazoa; Chordata; Actinopteri; Perciformes; Serranidae
Source: RefSeq, a predicted model, not a curated record